This is a messenger RNA of Rosa rugosa (rugosa rose), 612 nucleotides long. RefSeq lists its product as uncharacterized. The record is from RefSeq and is a predicted model, not a curated record. Bases 1 to 612 code for a protein of 203 amino acids. The transcript has a single exon. Gene Ontology annotation, biological process: transcription elongation by RNA polymerase II. Gene Ontology annotation, cellular component: elongin complex; nucleus. NCBI's taxonomy places the organism in Eukaryota, Viridiplantae, Streptophyta, Magnoliopsida, Rosales, Rosaceae.
AUGGAAGAGGUAAAGUUGAUAUGUCUUGAUGAGCGUUGGGUCUCCAUUGCAAUAGACAAUCGAGACGAUCUUGGGGAUGUUGGGUCCCUCGACUUCAAGUUUCUGGAGCAGGUCUUACCACACUGCUCCAAAGACCAGUUGGUUCACAUCGAGAAGAGCACCAAAGGUAAAGAUCUGAGUCCCAUCACCGAUAAGCUGUGGAAGAAGUUCUUCGAGAGAGAUUUCGGUGUUAAAGCCACAGAUGAGGUGAUCGAGAAGAUGAAGAUCAAGAAAGUGAGUUUCAAAUGGUCGGAAUUGUACCACGCCAAGUUGAAGAGAAUGGAAGAGGCUGAGAAAGAAGCGGGUGAAAGGUUGAAGAAUCUGUAUCAGAAAGAAAGCGCCCGGAAACGAAGCCGGCAAGUUAGGGUUUUGGAUAAGGUUCCACCUUCUUCUUCAAGCAAUAAAAGAAGUGGAUCCAACGCAGGGAGCAAACUGAUGAAGAAAGUGAGGAAAGAGUAUCUGAAUUGUUUGGAGGUGAAAAAUCUUGAAGCUGUGAAGAUGAAGAGAACUGCCAAGUGUUCUGGUCUCAUCAAAAAGCCAAGAACGACUCUUCAAGCUACUAACGUCUUUUGA